AUGCUUUCAAGGCAUUUAAUCAGUUCAGCAAGACGGGUUUCGUUGCUCAGCGAAAAAUCGCGGGUUAUUCUAUCCAGGAGUGCAUUUUCGAGUGGAAAGAAAGGGUUAGUUUUGACUCUAGAAAUGAUGCAAAAAUAAUAGAUUUACAGAGAUGAUUUGGAGAGUGACCUUCAAAAAGAUUUGAAAAAACUGAAUGAGAUUUUGAAAACUGGAUUGAAUGAUGUGAAACCGCAAGAAGUUCCAAAAGCCGCAGAAGAACCAGUUGAUGACAAGAAUUUCAUGAACUUCAGACAACAAUCUGAACGAGAAGCUUAUCAGAGAAGCAGUUCGAUUUUUAAUUGGAAAGUUGCUUUGGCCACUUUAGGAAUUGGUGGAUCAUGUUUAGCUGCGCUAUUCUAUGUCAAGAAAAUCGUGAGUUUUCAAAAAAGUAUUUUCGUUUCAAAAAAAAAACAAUUUGUAGAGACUAGAAGAGCGAGAAAAACAUCGAAAAAUCACUGCCGGAAAAGCUCGAAUUGGUGGCGAUUGGGAAUUAUUAAAUACCGAUGGCAAAUUGGAAGGAUCUGAACAACUUAAAGGAAAUUGGCUUUUGAUGUAUUUUGGAUUCACACAUUGUCCUGAUAUUUGCCCAGAUGAAAUUGAAAAAAUGAUCAAAGUUGUUGAUAUUUUGGAUGCAAAAGGUCAAGUUCCAAUUGUUCCAGUCUUCAUUUCAGUCGAUCCAGAAAGAGAUACAAUUCCAAGAGUAAAAGAAUAUUGUGCAGAAUUUUCGAAGAAAUUGCGAGGAUUUACUGGAAGUACAGAACAAGUGAAUAAAGUUGCGAAAACUUUCCGAGUUUAUCACAGUCAAGGACCAAGAACAACAAAACAACAAGAUGAUUAUAUUGUUGAUCAUACAGUUAUUAUGUAUUUGAUUGAUCCAGAUGGUAAUUUCCAUGAUUAUUAUGGACAAAAUCGCAAAGCUGAAGAAAUUGCAAAUGUUAUUGAUAUGAAGGUUUUGAAGUAUCAGGCACAAAAUCGAAAGUCUUUGUUGAACAUUUUCUAGUUUAGUUAUGUUUUUUUUUGAUUGUUUGUUUUUAGUUAGGAUUUUUUUGAAUAAAUUAUAUUCUGUUUUGAAAAGAAGCUGGAUUUGAAAAUCUGAAAAGCGUUGGAUAUCGCUAUAAAUAUAUGAAAAUAAAUUAAUUUUCAUUUGAAAAAAAAUGAAUAUUUUGCAGAUGUCAGCACCAGUGCAAAGUGAUUUCAGUGUUCGGGUAGCCAAGUGAGUUGAAUAGAGAACUUAUGGAAACUCAAAUGAAAAAUGAAAUAUUUUCAGAAGAAGUGAUGAGAUGCGUUAUUCGGUCCUAAUGUUUAAUGGAAUGGACAAAGUCGAUACUGGAAAAUGGACAAACGAAUCACAUGUAACAAUGGAACGAGAAGAUAAUCGAGGAGUUGUUCUCGCUUCACAAACAGUUCAAGAAUAUGGAGAAGGAAGUGAAUAUGGAAAAGCGGCGAGAGAAGAAGCUAGACGAAAAAAAUAUGGAAGACAAUCGAAAACUUAUAAACUUGAUAAUCAACCAUGGAAAUUGUCGUUUAACGAGCCGGAUGGGGGAAGAAAUAGGAAAAUGCGAGGAAUUCGAGAAGGUGGAGCAAAUGAACAUGCCGAUUAUUGGGUUUUUUUGAAACCGACUUCGAGUUGUGAAUUUCAAGCGUAUAAAGUUGAUGAAUGGCAUAAAUUCUUGCCAGCAAUCACUCAUAAAACUUUAGAUAUUGAUCAAGCUGAGGAAAAAUUCUUGCAGUAAGUUAAUUAUGAAGCUGAUUGAGUUUUGAUUUUCAAAUUCAUAAAAAUUACAGAAGAAACAAAGUUAUGAAUCAAUUUGCAUUGAAAGCCGCUAUCCAAAAUAUGGUGAAUCCGGCUGAAGAUGGAGAAGCUAUUGAAAAAAUGAAUAGAAGUCUGAAAUUGAGGGAUGAAGCAAGUUCUGGAGAUUCAGAUGAAGAAGAUAAUGGAGGAGAAGAAGCUGAAAAGACAAAUAAGAAAAAGAAGAAGAAUUUGAAAACGAAAAAAGAUAAAAGACAACGGGUUGAUAAUUCGGAUGAUGUUGCUAGUGAGUUUGAGGAAAUUUUGAUUUUUUGAAAAGGGGUUUUUGCAGAAUAUGAAUCGUCUGAUGGUGAAGAUGAAGGAAGAGAAUAUGAUUAUAUGUCGGAUUCUGGAUCGGAUUCAGAGUGAGUUUAGACAGAAAUAAAAAUCAAAAAUAUAUAUCUCAUACAUAAAAUGGGUCCCCAGAAAAUGAGGGGCUUAACUUUUUCAAAAAUCUGAAGGGAAGGAGGCCUAACUUGGCCAAUUUUCUGCUGAUAAUUUACCAAAAAUCCCAGAUUUGUCCAAAAUCUACACGAAAAUGUGAGGAAAGGGGUUUAACUUUGGAAAUGUUUCAAAAGGGGAGCUUAACUGAAAAAACUGGCUCGGGGAACAUAUUUAAUGUUUGAUCUAUCUCUAUAUCUAUAGGAAGAAUCUGAAACCCGAAAAACUCACAUUUCAUUUCAUUUUGAAGCCCUCAUGAAUUUUCCCAGCAACCAUUUUUAUAGAUGAAUAAAUUUAGAAGUGACAAAAAAUUUCACGUUUCCUUAAUAAAUUUCAAGUAUUUUUCAUUGCCACGUAUAGGACACGUGAAAAAUUAUUUUCCACCAAAAAAUUCACCGUUUUUUAGUCGCGAACAAGUUCCAUCUGAUGACAAAGUGGAAAAACAAAUGGUUGGAGUUGGAGAUGAAGAAGGAGCAAAAGAAGAUUCGGAUGACAGUGAAUCGGAUGAGGAUUUGAGUUAGUUUCAUUUUUUUAGGGACUCUAUUUCCUACUUUUCCCUAAAAAUAAAAAAAUAGAUUCUAGCCAUUUACUGAAUCAAAACUUUUUUUCAGCCAAAAAAUUGUUGAAAAAUCAAACAACUCGGAAAGAUAAUUUGGAUGUGGAAGAACGUGAUUCGUCUGGAGAUGAUACUGAUGCGGAUAAUGAAGAGAACAUGACUUCGGUUGUAUUUUUGCCGAAAAAAGAGGAAAUUCCAUCAGCAAUGGAGACAAAUGAGAAUGGAGAAGGAGCGAGUGGAACAAGUGAUGGAGGAGCAAAGAAACGAGCACAUACUGAUGAUUCGGCAUUGAAAAAUGAUGAUUUGGGACCAAAAGAUGCGAAAAAGGCCAAGAUUGUGGAGAAGAAUAAGUAGGUUUCUGGGGAGGAAAAAAUUAAGCAAUUUUUGAAUUUUAGUACAAAUUUGAGCAAUUCUGAGUUUUCUAGAUAAAAAAUUCCAGCGUUGUGCUGAAAACUCGAUUUGAAUUUCUAGAAAAUUGGAACAAUCUGGUCACAUUUUUGUAGACAUCAUUUUUUAUUUAUAAUAGAAAUUUUAGGCAAAUACCGAAUGGGUUCGCGAAAAAAAGGCAUUUUGCGGAGGCAUUUUGCGAACCCAUUCGGUAAAAAAUUAAUUAAAAUUUUGAAACGUAUUUUUCUCUGCAGAUUUGUUGAUGGUUUGAACGAGGAAACAGUUCGCCGCUAUCUUCGUCGAAAACCACACACAACCAAAGAAUUAUUGCACAAAAUGAAAGGAAAAUGCGGAGAGAUGAGCAAAGCUGAAGUUGUUAUGAAACUUGCUGCAAUUCUCAAGGUAACUUGUUUUCAACUUUCACCGAAAACAUUAAAACAUAUUUCGUAGGCAAUCGAUCCUCUUCAAUUCAAACAACAACAAGGCAAGAAAGAUGUGUUGUUUUUCUCGCUGACAAAUACUGUCGCUUAA
This is a messenger RNA of Caenorhabditis angaria, 3743 nucleotides long. The record is from the annotation of a GenBank genome assembly. NCBI's taxonomy places the organism in Eukaryota, Metazoa, Nematoda, Chromadorea, Rhabditida, Rhabditidae.